AAUGACGCGCGCUUCAUGAUGUCGAUGAAGUUCGGCUGUGCUCGCUGUCGGUUACAGCGAGCAUGGCUAUAUUCUCGAAGCUGCUCUACCCUCAACUGAACGAACUGCUUCGUCAACGGUCAUCGCGGCGACCGUUGCUUGUUCUGCUAGCAUCGGUGCUCAUUCUUCGGUCUAGUCUGUUUAAACCAAUCACGGCGGACAGGUCAAAGUCGAGUACAUCGAAUGCUCUCGGUUUACCAACGCACAGUCAAACAGAACUGGCUAAAGACGCAGUUUACUUUCCUCUUGUGAACCCGAGUCCAGGACUUGGUCUUCCAUUUCUGCAUCAACUCCGUUCGCUCCUGCGAAUAGUCCUCCCUUCGCUUUACACUCGUGAAGCGCUCCUCCUCACUGCUCACUCCACUUUCCUCGUCCUUCGCACAGUGCUGAGCAUAGCUGUUGCCCGCCUAGAUGGUCGCAUAGUAAGGGACUUGGUCAGUGCAGAUGGCAAGGGGUUCUUGACUGGCCUCGGUCUAUGGUUCGCACUCGCUGUACCAAGUAUAUAUACAAACUCCAUGAUCCGCCACCUCCAAUCUACGCUUUCCCUGAGAUUCAGAACCCGGUUGACUCGAUACAUCCACGAUCUCUACCUCUCCUCCGCUCCCCAUCUCCGCUACUACCGCGUACCCCUCCAUGGAGUCGACCAGUACAUCACAGCAGACGUCGACGCUUGGGCAGAGAGCGUCGCAGGUAUCUACGGCAAUCUUAUGAAACCCUCACUUGACCUCCUUCUCUUCACUUCACAACUUGCAAGGUCUCUCGGCUUCAGAGGCACAGUACUGCUAUUCAUCAAUUAUUAUGUCACUGCCAAGAUCCUCCGCGCCGUAACACCUGCCUUUGGUCGUCUCGCAGCUGUAGAAGCCCGUUUGGAAGGUGAAUAUAGAGCUGGUGUUGGACGCGUAGGGAGAGAGAGCGAGGAGAUCGCAUUCUACGACGGAGGCGCACGCGAGCGAGAUAUCCUCACGAGAGUGUACUUGAGACUGAUCAAACAUGUGAAUUCUAUAUACAAGAUACGCAUCGCAUACGAAUGGACAGAAGACUUUGUUAUCAAAUAUCUCUGGUCCGCCGCUGGGUACGGGCUGAUAGCUGUUCCGUUGCUUAUAACGAGGAAGCGCUCUCGUGUUACCGAUGGCACUCGUGUUGCAGACGGAGAGGAUGCGGGAAAGGGGGAGCGAAAGAAGAGGAGCGACGCGGAUGGCAUCGUCGCUGCUAGGACGGAGACCUACAUCUCCAACCGCCGCCUUCUCCUCUCCCUCGCAGACGCAGGUGGGAGACUCAUGUACGCGUAUAAAGAUCUGCAAGAGGUUGCUGGGUUGACUGGGCGACUCUACACCCUCCUUUCAACCCUACACAACCUCCCCGCGCUUCCCCCAGCGCUUCAAGGGGAUGGUGAUACAUUCGCGCUGAAGGACGUGGACAUAUGCGUUCCAGGGUAUCCCUUCGUCUCUGCCCAACCACAACUCGACUCUCCCUCACCCAAACCUUCUCAUUCCACUACCAACUCUGAUCUCAAAGGCACACAAUCCAUCCCAAACCCAAACUCAGGCUCGGACCCCAGCAUCCUCACUUCCUCAGACCCAAAUCUAAAGUCAGAAACCCUCUCGGGCACAAACACCACCACCCUCGUCCGCGCACUCACGCUCACCCUCCGACCAGGCAUGCACCUCAUGAUAACAGGAUCUAACGGGGUUGGGAAAACGGCUGUUGCGCGUGUUUUGGCGGGGCUUUGGGCGCCUGGGAGCUGUUCGACCCUCACGCAUCCCACUGACAGCGCACUUACGCAUCCCACUGACGGCACACUCACGCGUCCCACAGACGACGCAAACGGCCGUCCAGGAGUAUUCGUCAUCCCACAACGUCCAUAUCACCCCACAGGAUCCCUUUUAUCGCAAGUCAUAUACCCACAACCGGUAUCCGAGUUCAGUGCGUCGUUCAAGGCUUUAGAGGAAUUAGAAGGGUUGCUAUGUGCGGCUCAUCUUGGGUAUUUGGUGGAUAGGGAGGGUGGGUGGGAUGCAGUCAAGGAGUGGAGGGAUGUGUUGAGUGGGGGGGAGAAGCAGAGGCUAGCGAUGGCCCGUCUUUUCUAUCAUCGUCCCAAAUUCGCGAUUCUAGACGAAUGCACAUCCGCUGUGAGCUCUGACGUCGAAGGCCAGAUGUAUGAGCAUGCAAAGGCAUUGGGGAUUACAUUGAUUACUAUCUCCUUGCGACCAUCUCUGACAAAGUAUCACACGUAUAUAUUGACUCUUACGGGCGAUGGAACGGGGAGUUGGACGUUUAGCCGGAUUGCUAUGCCUCGGGCUCAGGAGGGAGAUGGGAAUGAAUCGGUGGAAGGGUGUGGUGAGAACGGAUCAGCGGAGGGGCACAGCACGAGCCAACCAGUGGCAGAGGAUGGCGAAAGCGAACCAACAGCAGCACUCACAGAGGACUCAGGAGCCAGAUACCUCGCGCACGUCCUCGAAGAGAUACGUGUGCUAGAAGCACGGAUUGAGGAGUCGUGUGGGUGGGAGAAGAGGGUGAGGGAGCUUGGGGAGGCGUUGAAAGCCCAGUGAUGUCGUGAAGGGUGAGGCGCUUGUUUGUUCUUGGGUUGGGGUUUUGUUUUGUGAGGGGACGCGAGAUAUUGCAUAUGGUCUCGAGGACGGGUGAGGCGACGGUCUUCUGGCGUGGCAUAAUAGCUAGGCUGACAUGUAGACUGGGUGUGGACAUAAGGUCCGUGGUGAUCUAGUAGAAAGGUGUGGCGCUGCUUAGCUUGUCUGUCAUCAUCAUAGACUGUAGUGCAAGUUAACAGUUAUUAUAUGAUGCCUCUGCUGACCCCUUUGCAUCCCCUCUCGGCGAUCUCGUGCUAUCACUCUCAAAAGAGUAUUUUUAACUUCAUUCAAUGCUCGAGUAUGUUCUUCACAAGUUCUUCAUGUACUGCCACC
Molecule: messenger RNA, 2954 nt
Organism: Suillus clintonianus
Lineage: Eukaryota; Fungi; Basidiomycota; Agaricomycetes; Boletales; Suillaceae
Product: ABC transporter transmembrane region 2-domain-containing protein
Exons: 11
Coding region: 63-2585 (840 amino acids)
Biological process (GO): very long-chain fatty acid catabolic process; peroxisome organization; long-chain fatty acid import into peroxisome
Cellular component (GO): peroxisomal membrane
Molecular function (GO): ATP binding; ATP hydrolysis activity; long-chain fatty acid transmembrane transporter activity
Source: RefSeq, a predicted model, not a curated record